Labrus mixtus (cuckoo wrasse) is the source of this 4452-nucleotide messenger RNA. RefSeq names its product reticulon-4-like. Gene Ontology annotation, cellular component: neuron projection; postsynaptic density. The transcript is spliced from 9 exons. The record is from RefSeq and is a predicted model, not a curated record. Gene Ontology annotation, biological process: endoplasmic reticulum tubular network formation; brain development; neuron differentiation. NCBI's taxonomy places the organism in Eukaryota, Metazoa, Chordata, Actinopteri, Labriformes, Labridae. Bases 218 to 3286 code for a protein of 1022 amino acids.
UCUCAACUUUACAGCGUCCAUCUGAGACUCGGGUCCGACUCUGUGGUAACUGUCGUGUGGCGCACUUGUCCAACUUCGUCCGGUGUCAAAAGCAGACUUACCGGAGGGGGUUACCGGUUCGGUUUCACGGCGCAUCCAGGUAGAAGUUUGUUACAGGAGGAAAACUUACCGGAUAUCAAACUUUUUCCACCUCAAAACUCAGUUUGGGAAAAAAAAAAUGGCAGACAGCAUGGAACAUGACGUCUCUUCUACUACUCCUCUGUUCAAUGAGGCAGUGCACCACUAUCAGGCCGAACCGGACCAAGAGCUGGACCAGCCCAAACAAGACCUCUUCAGCGUGGAGGAUAUUGUGGACUUGGUCGGUGGAGCUCAGGACGCCUUGGAGCGGCACAUAGCUGAAGACAGUGCGCCACAUGAGUUCACAGAAAGUGCCAUCAAUGCUCCAGUGGAGCCUGUAACGUUACCAGAGCCUUCCCUCCUUAUGGACCCAGAGCCAGAGUCAGUACCAGAGGUAAAUGAACCAGAACCAGAGCCAGAGCCGGCGAUCCCAGACUCUACAACUCAUUAUUUCGAGCCCGAAACUCCUUUUAUUGUUGAGCAGCCUGAAGUUAUUGCCCCUAAAGCCGAACCGGAAAGUACAAAGCUCGUACCGGAGCCACAGGCUGCCCCCGAGCCAGAACCUGUCCCGAAGAGCGACGCCCUCCCAGCGGCUGAACCCAGGAAAGCUGCCCCAGCCCCCGCAGAGGCAGCAGAGCAACCUGCGGUGACAGAAGAACCGUCGGCUCCAGCGUCUUAUGUACCUUCUCCUUCUAAAGCUCAACCACAUCCUCUGAUGCAAUUCCCUACAGCACUUGGGCAGAAGGGUGAUUCCCCUGCUCCCAUCUCUCCUAUCUCCCCUCUACACUCCCCUGACUCUUUGGAGGAGCUUUCUUUGACCGAGAGUCCCAACCAGCCCCCUACUUCAGGAUACGCUGCACUAUUGGGCUCCUUCUCCACUGAACCCCCCACUAAUCAUUCCAAGGACAUGCCUUGGGUGGGUGAAGAGGGUGACUCUGGACUGAGUCAUAGUAAGGAUAAGGAAGACCUUCUAGAUCCAUUAGCUGGUCCUUACCUGAGUUUAGGGAAAGACUCAGGGCCUCAUAAUCCGUGUGAAGACAGUGGAGUUUCUUUUUCCCCUGACGAGAAGCUGAUUAGCUCAGACAGGUCCUCCACAGGCCCCUCCCCAGUGAAUCCCCAGAUGAAGGUCCCUGAGUCUCAUAUUGCCUCCUCUAACCCAACAGAGCACAGGGAUUCACCAUUCCUAACAUCGCAAGACAACUCCAAGAUCACCAUGGAUACCUUUUCCAAGGACACAGCUCCUAUUAGCUCUUUCAAGUAUGAGCCAGACCUGCACGGCAACCAGUCUGAUGAAGAUGAUGAUGAUGACCUGAUGUAUGAAGUCAAGAAGAAUAAUAACCCAUUUGAAGGCUUUUCCCCACUGGCAGACAGUGGCUACUCCCAUUUUGGAGACUCUAAGUCUGACAGCAGAGUCUCUAAAAUGUCCGAGAGUCCCACUCCAGAUUUAGUCCAGUAUGGACAGACUGGAGAAUCACAGGAUUCCCCACCUUCAAUCUUGGAUGAGGGGAAAUCAUUUGAGGUUGGCAAGAUGGCAGACUCUCUCAUGCAGUCAGCAAACCAGUUCUCAUCUGGCCACAAAGAUGAUGAUGAUGAAGAGGAAGAUGAGGAUUCUGUUCUGCCACCAUCACUUCCAGAUAUCCUGAAGUCCUCCCCACUCAACCCUGACAAAAUGGACUCUGGCUCCUCCGAGGGUAGUCCAGAGGAGCAGAGUCCCAUCCUUGAGCGGAGGAUGAUGGAGUCACCCAACCCUCCAAUCAACCUGUCCGCUAACAACCCGUUCGCCUUUGAUGCUAAAGUGUCCCUGCUUAAGGAGAUGACUGAGGAGAUGGAAGUGAGAGCUUGUGACAAAGAAAAAGUUGAAGAUGACAAAAGCUUUGGCGCAUUUGAUCUUGUCAAAGAGGCAGAGGAAACCACCCCCACCAAGGUCAAAGAAGGGGAACCUGUCAAAAUCGAGCAGAAAGAUUGGUUCUCAAGCCACGAUUCUCCCAGAAUGACAGAAAAGUUUGAGCCACUUGACUUCCAGAGCAAAAAGACCCCAGCUGAGGACUCGGAUUCAGAGUCACCAACAGCAGACUCUCUGUCUCCGGUCCUGGAAGCCAUGGCCAAGAACCCUGCCAGCUUCCAGGUGGAAACUCAGAAGAAGGACUUAACAAUGGAGGAGCCAGAAGUAGCUGAGGAGGUCUCUGAGCAUGAAGUCUCUUCUGAGGAGUUCGAGUUCAUUGAGCGACCACCCAGGGGUGUAAUUGAUGAGUUUCUUGAGGCUUUGGAUACUUCAAAGUUUGCAUCCUCCAAACCCCCUGAAAUCCCCAUGGAUGAUGAUGACCUAAGCUUCGAGCAAAAAGAUGUGGCACCAGUUUCUGCUUCAAAGGUAGCUCCAACCCCCAAGGUUGAGGAAGAGGCCCAGAGUCAGAGCUCCUACCUUCUCCUUACCCAGGCCUCUCCCCAGAAGAGCAAGGCUGAGCUGGAGAAGCUGGAUAUCCAGCAACCUCCACCCCAAGUUCCCCUUAUCCAUUCGCCUGUCCACAAACCAGAGGAGGGUGUCGCUAAGAAGAGCACAGAGGGUGGCAAACUGUUAAAGAUGCCAAACGUGAACAUAAGAGCAGUGGUGGAGCUCCUCUACUGGCGAGAUGUGAAGACCACGGGUGUGGUGUUUGGCGCCGCCCUGCUGCUCCUCCUCUCUCUGAUGGUGUGCAGCAUCGUAAGCGUCUGCUCCUACAUCGGCCUGGCUCUGCUCUCGGUCACCAUCUGCUUCAGGAUAUACAAAGGCAUCCUGCAGGCCAUCCAGAAGUCAGAUGAGGGACACCCAUUCAAGCAGUUCCUGGACCAGGAGGUGGCACUUUCCGAGGACAUGGUCCACAAGUACAGCGACAUUGUUUUGGCCAAAAUCAACAAGACCAUCGGUGAAUUGAGGCGCCUGUUCCUGGUCGAGGACCUGGUCGACUCCAUCAAGUUUGCCGUGUUGAUGUGGAUCCUGACCUACGUUGGCGCCCUGUUCAACGGGCUCACCAUUCUUAUUCUGGGUCUGGUCGGAGUGUUCAGCUGCCCGAUCAUCUAUGAGAAACACCAGACUCAGAUCGAUCAUUACCUGGCUCUGGUCAACAACCAGGUGAAAGACAUCGUUGGAAAGGUCCAGGCAAAGGUGCCCGGGAUGAAACGCAAAGCAGAGUGAAGGAACAGCAAGUCGGAGUUUGGAUUCAGGAAGUCCAGAUGAGAAGAUGGUUGGAGGGCGUCUUGGUGAGGGAGGGGGAGGGUGGAUAUGACGGAAGGCAGGAGGAGAAGAGGAGGGGUCUGGCGUGGACGCAGCCCUUCUAACUUUUAUUUGUCAACAUAAUAAAACACUUUUUUUUUCCAGUUCAGAAUUCCUUUUUGUUUUUGUGUUUUCCUGAAAAGUUGAAGAGUUCAGCAGAGCUUCAAGACGUCGAGGUCAGCUUCGUGCUUAGUAUUUUACUUUUUUCAAUCAGGUUAUGAAAUGUUGGUUUCUGUAAGUUUCUGAAACUCACAGAAGCACAUUUUUAAUCCUGAGCUUUAACCCUUCCCUCUCCCCAACCCCAGUGCAUUGUGGGAGGUGUGUUUUUCCCUUCAGGUAAUUUUUAAUUUUUUCUCUUUUCCCUGCCCUCAGUUGAGUCGAGCGGAGAGAAAAGUUUGCUCCGUCUGCUGUUUUUGAGAAGGAGAGCGAGCAGCACCUCGUUUGUAUUGUUUUCUUAUUUUGGUAUGAUGACUGAGUUACAAGUAUUUUGUGAUUUUAUUGUCGUGUCCCUCAAGCUCUUAGCUCGUUUCUUCGGUAACCUUCUGCGUGGUUUUUUGCCUCGAUGUGACGAAUGACGAAUUUGGUGAACGACGUCUUUGACUCCUGAUGAGGCCGUGGGGGUGGGACGGGGUGGGUGGGGGCUUGUACUACCAUUUAAAAACUUCAUUGCUUCUGAGUAACUCUAGCUAGAAACAUCUAGAAAACCUUUGCCAGACAAAUAAAAGUCAUUAAUCACAUAACAAGUCGUUAUUUCCAUGUCAUCGCAGCUGUCUAGUAAUGAACAACUCUGGAAGAACACGUUUACAUUCAUCCACAUCAGAUAAAAUAUGAAAAAGAGAAAAAAAAUGAAAUGGGAAUUAAAGAAAAAAUAAAUAACCAUACUGUCUGUGAAGCCAAUAUCUUAAUAAAGUUGCAACUUGAUGUGACUUUGGGAAACCUUUGAGCAUUUGUUUGUUAUGCAAGUAUAAUUGUGAAUGAUAAACUUCAUACUUCAAUAGUGACGAUAAAUAGCUUCCAGCUGGGAGCCGUGUUUGUGGAAUGCAUUGUGAGAUGUGAACAAUUAUCAAUAAAGCUUCUAGAAGAAGAAA